This is a messenger RNA of Eruca vesicaria subsp. sativa (arugula), 304 nucleotides long. The record is from the annotation of a GenBank genome assembly. NCBI's taxonomy places the organism in Eukaryota, Viridiplantae, Streptophyta, Magnoliopsida, Brassicales, Brassicaceae.
AUGGAGAGUAGUAUGGUGGAGGUGGUGGGGAGCUGUAGACGUAUGGAGGUGGUGGAGACUUGUAAUCAACUUUUGGAGAAGGAGAGUAGUAUGGUGGAGGUGGUGGGGAGCUGUAGACGUAUGGUGGUGGUGGAGAUUUGUAUUCGACCUUUGGAGAAGGAGAAUAGUAUGGUGGAGGUGGUGGGGAUGGAGAGUAGUAUGGUGGAGGUGGUGGGGAGCUGUAGACGUAUGGAGGUGGUGGAGACUUGUAAUCAACUUUUGGAGAAGGAGAGUAGUAUGGUGGAGGUGGUGGGGAGCUGUAGAC